CAUGUCAAUUUUUAUCAUUCCAUUCCAUCCCUAUAUUUUGUAAUACUUUAUAUCUACGCAAUAGAAAUAAUUGUUUUCUUCAUUAAAAAAUUAUGUGUAAUUUAUAGGAUUUUGUUCAGUAUUUAUUAUUAUUAAAAAUGGCGUUAGUUGUUAGACCUUUUUACAGGAAUUGUUAUUAUGUACAUAACAUAACCAAACCGGCAAGAUGGAGCACAACUAAAAUCUAUCCUCUAAGAAUUGUAGCUAGCGGGAUUUGUUAUCAGAAAAUCAUUCAUAGGCCUUUACUCGAAGUUAAACAACCAGAUUCAUUGAUGGGAUCACUUACAUUGCGUACAAUGCAAAAUAGUAGUGAUGUCAACAAACCACAAAAAGACCAUCAAAAAUCUAAACCAGGUCUCUUCCAAAGGUUCAAAGAUAUGUACAGAGAUUACUGGUAUGUUCUAGUACCUGUUCAUAUGGUGACAUCAGCAGUUUGGUUUGGUGGCUUUUACUAUGCAGUUAGGAGUGGUGUAGAUGUCUUGGCAAUAUUGGAAUCUUUAGGUGUAAGUGAGAAAUUGAUGGCACCUUUAAGAGACUCAAGUGCAGGAUAUUUUGCUUUAGCAUUUGCUCUCUACAAAGUAGCAACGCCACUGCGCUAUGCUGUCACUGUUGGCGGAACAACUGUUGCCAUUAAAAAAUUUACACAAAUAGGUUGGAUUAAACCUGUACCCUCGAGAGAGCGUAUUAAAGAAUUGCUACAGGAAAAAAAGGACACCCUUCAAGAUAGGUUUAAUGAAAGCAAACAACAUUAUCAAGUGCAAAUGAAAGAGAAAAGCACUCAAGUGAUGGACGAAAUGCGACGGUAUAAGACCGAAAUUCGAAACAUGAAAAACAAGGUGAAAAAAAUGUAAAAAUAUUUAUAUUUGUUUAUUUAAUGUUGUCUCAUGGUUUAACUAUGGAAUUAUUAUUUAUAUAAUUUAAUUUUUAAGGGUUAUUUAUAAUGAAAAAAAAAACAUUAACUAGAUAUUUUAAUAAAUGUUUUAAAUAAAAUGGAUGUUAACUUC
Galleria mellonella (greater wax moth) is the source of this 1043-nucleotide messenger RNA. RefSeq lists its product as uncharacterized. Gene Ontology annotation, cellular component: mitochondrion. The transcript has 3 exons. The record is from RefSeq and is a predicted model, not a curated record. Bases 138 to 890 code for a protein of 250 amino acids. NCBI's taxonomy places the organism in Eukaryota, Metazoa, Arthropoda, Insecta, Lepidoptera, Pyralidae.